CCGGCCAGCUGCGCCAAGAAGCUGAAACCGGAGGGACAUGACUCGAAGGCCUCGCCCCGCUCCCCUCCGCUGAGCCCCGAGCAGUUGGAGCGGAUCCGCAGGAACAAGGAGGCGGCUUUGCAGAGACUCGCUUCGCGGAGUGUCCCCGCGGGCUUUGGAGAGGGCUGGAGCCGGCAGCUGGCGGGGGAGUUCACCAAGCCCUACUUCUCCCAGCUAAUGGCAUUUGUUGGCGACGAGCGAAAACGGCACACCAUCUACCCACCCCCGCAGCAAGUUUUCACCUGGACGCAGAUGUGCGACAUCCGAGAUGUAAAGGUUGUCAUCUUGGGACAAGAUCCUUAUCAUGGACCCAGUCAAGCUCAUGGACUCUGUUUCAGCGUCCAGAGACCUGUUCCACCUCCACCUAGUUUGGAAAAUAUUUACAAAGAGCUAUCUACGGACAUAGAAGAUUUCACCCAUCCCGGUCAUGGAGAUCUAACUGGGUGGGCCAAGCAAGGAGUGCUUUUGCUCAAUGCUGUCCUCACAGUUCGCGCACACCAGCCUAAUUCUCACAAAGAAAAAGGCUGGGAACAAUUCACUGAUGCAGUGGUCUCCUGGCUAAACGAUAAUUUGGAUGGACUUGUCUUCAUGUUGUGGGGAGCUUAUGCACAGAAGAAAGGCAGCUCUAUUGACAGGAAACGUCACCAUGUUCUACAGACUGUCCAUCCCUCACCUCUCUCUGUGCACAGAGGGUUCUUUGGUUGUCAGCAUUUCUCUAAAACCAACGAAUUUCUGAAGAAAUGUGGCAAAAAGCCCAUUGACUGGAAAGCACUCUGAGCUAUAAACAUUAACUUGGGAGUAUGAUUUGAAGCAACCUCUAUCAAGGAUCAUCCAAUUCCUGAAAAAUUGAGCGGGCAUAUAUAGACUUGAUCUAUCUGAAAAACAAAAUAUCCUACUUUGUCAAAGUGAUACCUUUUAAAUGUCUGGUUUUUUUACAUACUGUAUAUGUUUAACGGAAAAACUACAGUUUGAUACAAAGAAUAAUGUAACUUCUAGGUUGUCAAAUUUUGUAAAGCUAAAAUCUGUGCUUAGUCUCAUCAAAAACCGUGUCUGUCUUUGCUCUAAUGGGAAUAUAUGGAGAAUUGUCGUAUGGAGCUAAGCUCAUAGAAAAUCAGUUCUAAGCACCUUUUUAUGGUUAGUGAAACACAUCUUAUUUGCUGUUUUUUUUCCCCCCCUUGUACUUCUCAGGUGUAAAUCUAGUUUUUCCGUUUUGGAAAAACGGAAGCACCUUUAUACUCCUACAGCAAAAAAGCUAGUUAUUGUUUGUUCUGUUAAAAAUCUGUUUAACCCAGUUUAAUUUUCCAGAUGUCGAUGUGUUUCUGCUUUAAAGUUAGUUGUAUCUGUUUUGGGAUAUUACUGAACCUGCCUUUAAACUCUCUGAGGAUUUCAGCGCUAGUAUCCCAGACAGUUGGGGGAAGUUGUGACCUAUAUUAGUGAUGUUUGUGUCUUACAUUCAGAGUACUUUAUUAUGAGUUUAAUACUAUGAGUUCCAUUGGGCAUAACUCCUUCUAACUACGACAACAGCUUGACUUUCAGAAGAAUUCUCUCGCUAUUUAGUAUGUGACUUAUGUACCUGCUGAUGACAGCUGAACUUUGAGAUGUUCCUUCAGGAUAGUAUUAGGACUUUUCUUGUCAGUCAGCAUGUUUGAGUGUACAACAAAAUCAGGACAUCUUGACUACAGAAUUGGUUCUAUGCAUUUAAUAGUAUAAAUUAACAUAAUUGUCUUCAUUUUACUAUUUUGAACCUCCUCCCCUCCAAUGUGUAUUUUUCUGCCACCAGUUAUUGCAGUUUUACUUUGAUUCAGAGUGGUUUGAAGUUGGAAUACUAGCACCUCUAAAAUUAUAGCCUCUGAAGAGUUCCUUCUUUAGCAUGUUGCAAAGGGGAACAAUCUUGUUUAUAGUCACCAUUUAUGUGGUUACAUUGUGCAUACCUAUAUUUCAUGCCAUAUUGAUCCAGCAAUAUUUGAUCAAAUAAAACUCCCAUUGAAAACUACAGUUUUGCCUGAGUAAGAUCUACAGGGGUUGGAUCAACUACUUCAAAUAAAAAGGAAUGGCAAUAAUCUACUCUAUUUUUUUUUAAACAAUUUUCAGUAUGUUGCAAAGUACAUUAUGGAAGUGAUAGUGAACCAAAUGUUAAUGGAGAAAAGGAUCUGUUUGCCACUGAUGUCUGGCUCCAAUACAAAUAGAGAAAAGUUGGUGUCCAAAACUCUCCCUGUUGUCAAUAGGGAGCAAGGUGGAGUUUGAAAAAUCUAGAAUUUCAAAUCUAGCUCUGAAUUGAUACUUUUCUGUCAACUUUCAUUGAUUAGAGGAAAAAUGUAGUUCAUCUCUUUUUGUGAAAUAGCAUCCUUAGUUUGUACUAUACUUGUACAUUUUACACUAGUACCUAUGUAAGGAGAAGCCAUUUUUGUGUUCCAGUGGGUAACACUAGUACAAAAGAAACAGUUAUAUUUGUUUUCUGUAUAUGUUGUUUUUAAAUAAAAAUUCUACUUUCUUUA
Molecule: messenger RNA, 2534 nt
Organism: Pelodiscus sinensis (Chinese soft-shelled turtle)
Lineage: Eukaryota; Metazoa; Chordata; Testudines; Trionychidae
Source: RefSeq, a predicted model, not a curated record